GUUGACGAAUACAUGACGUGGAAUGUUUAUCGUGUCCGGUCUGGAGCCGCUUCUGAAGGCUUUUAAGCACUGAAUUUAGCCUCAGAUGCGGUGAAGUCAAACCUUGUGGUUGUCGUUUUGUGUCUAAACGGAGACGUUGGUCUGUCGGACACACACGACAAACGCUGAAGACGGAAAUAAAGACACUUCCACGGGCAUGCCGGGACGGACGGCUAGCUAACCGAGCUAGCUAACAGGCUAGUGAGCUUCUAGUCAUGUUCACGACACUGGGGACGUAACGGAUCGAGUUUGAAGCUAAAAUGGAAGAAAAAUACAGCAGCAACGUCCUGUCAGGAGGAAAACUGGGCAUGGUGGAAGUGCCCGACUCCAGAUUAACCAGAUACAUUGUUUUACUGGUCGUCUCCAAGGUCCUCAAGGCUCUGGGGAUCUUUGAGUCGUAUGACAUCCUCAAAGUGGUUCACAUUGUCCAGUUUAUCUUCAUUCUCAAACUAGGGAGCGCUGUUAUUCUGCUGUUCUUUCAAAAACCUUUCUCCUCGGGAAAAACCAUCUCUAAAAGACAGUGGAUAAAGUUACUGAAACAUGCGGUUUUCAGCUGCAUCAUAUCCCUGCUGGGGUUCUUCGGUUUAACUCUGUGUGGACCUUUAAGGACGCUGCUGCUCUUUGAACACAGUGACGUGGUGGUCAUCGCUCUCCUCGGCGUCCUCUUCACCAGCUCUGGGGGGGGGCCGUCUAAGACCAGAGGUGCUGCUUUCUUCAUCAUCGCCGUCAUCUGCCUCCUCCUCUUCGACAACGACGACCUCAUGGCCAAGAUGGCCGAGCACCCUGAGGGUCACCACGACAGCGCUCUCACUCACUUCCUCUACACGGCCAUCGCCUUUUUAGGCGUCGCCGAUCACAAAGGUGGCGUGGUGCUGCUGGUGGUGUCCCUCUGUCUGAAGGUGGCCUUCCACACUGCCUCCAGGAAACUGUCGGUGGAAAUAGGCGGAGCCAAGCGUCUGUACGCUCUGGACAACCUGGUGUCUGCCGCCGUGCUGCUGCCCUGGGUCAUUGUUCUCUCCGCCUCCACAGACAGUAAAGUUGAGUCGUGGUCGUCCCUCAUCCUGCCGUUCGGGAUGAUCAUCUUCUCCGUCAUGAUCCUGGAGUUUUACGUGGAGGCCGUCUGCAGCGCCAAGAUGGAGACGCCGCGGUGCGCCCGGUACGGCGCCAUCGCCCUCUUCCUCAGCGCUCUGAUGCUGGCCAACUUCUGGACUCACCCGCUGACGGAUCAGCUGCGCUCCAUGAGCAAACCGCCGCAGCAGGUCAGCACUGAGCACGUGCUGUCCGGAGGAGUCCUGGUCAGCGCCACCUUCUUCAUCAUGUCGUCCAGUAUCCUGUCGUCUCCGUCUAAGCGGGGGCAGAAGGGCACCCUGGUGGGUUACUCUCCUGAAGGGACGCCGCUGUACAACUUCAUGGGCGACGCUCUGCAGCACACGUCGCAGUCUCUGCCUCGCUUCAUCAAAGAUUCCCUCAAACAGAUUCUGGAGGAGUACGACUCCAGACAGAUCUUCUACUUCCUCUGCCUCAACCUGGCGUUUACGUUCGUGGAGCUGUUCUACGGCGUCUGGACCAACAGUCUGGGUCUGAUCUCCGACGGCUUCCACAUGCUCUUCGACUGCUCGGCUCUGGUUCUGGGCCUGUUCGCCGCCCUCAUGACCCGCUGGAAGGCCACCAGGAUCUUCUCCUACGGGUACGGUCGUGUGGAGAUCCUCUCUGGGUUCAUUAACGGCCUCUUCCUCAUGGUCAUCGCCUUCUUUGUGUUUGUGGAGUCCAUCACUCGUCUGUUGGAUCCUCCAAAUAUCAACACAGACAUGCUGACUCCGGUGUCCGUCGGAGGUUUACUGGUCAACCUGGUGGGAAUCUGCGCCUUCAGCCACGCCCACUCCCACGGAGGCAAAAGCUGCUCGUCACACGACCACGGCCACUCGCACCACGGCCACUCCCACAGCGAGCACAGCCACGGAGGCCACGGCCACUCCCACGGAGGACAUGGGCAUGGACACUCUGGACAUGGACACUCCCACGGCGGCGGUGGAGGAGGAGGCGGCAGUGGGGGCGGGGGCAUGAACGCCAACAUGAGAGGGGUUUUCCUUCACGUCCUGGCCGACACCCUGGGCAGCGUGGGCGUCAUCAUCUCCACCAUCCUCAUCCGUCAGUUCGGCUGGUUGAUCGCAGACCCCAUCUGCUCGCUCUUCAUCGCCACGCUCAUUUUCCUCAGCGUCCUUCCUCUGCUGAAGGACGCCUGCGAAGUUCUCCUCCUGCGAACUCCACCGGAACAUGAGAAGGAGCUGAACAGCGCACUGGAGAAGAUUGAGAAGAUUGAGGGAGUCAUAUCAUACAGAGAUCCUCAUUUUUGGAGGCACUCGGCCAACGUGAUCGCAGGGACCAUCCACCUCCAGAUCAUGUCGGACGUGGUGGAGCAGAGGAUCAUCCAGCAGGUGACGGCCGUUUUAAAAGACGCGGGGGUGAAUAACCUGUCGGUCCAGGUGGAGAAGGAGGCGUAUUUCCAGCACAUGUCUGGACUCAGCACAGGGUUUCACGAAGUUUUGGCGAUGACGCAGCAGAUGGAGUCCAUGAAGUACCUGAACGACGGGACGUGCAUCAUGUAACGUCCACGUGUGGGACCAAAUAGAACUUUAUGGAUGGACUCGGUUUCUUUUACAUUGAAAUGUACAGUGUAUGAAUGUGCUUUGAAUAAAUCUGAAUAUAUUGGUUUUAUCUUCAUGUUAA
Sphaeramia orbicularis (orbiculate cardinalfish) is the source of this 2766-nucleotide messenger RNA. RefSeq names its product solute carrier family 30 member 5 (gene slc30a5). Gene Ontology annotation, biological process: intracellular zinc ion homeostasis; zinc ion import into Golgi lumen. The transcript is spliced from 17 exons. The coding region runs from base 300 to 2645 and encodes 781 amino acids. The record is from RefSeq and is a predicted model, not a curated record. Gene Ontology annotation, molecular function: zinc ion transmembrane transporter activity. Lineage: Eukaryota; Metazoa; Chordata; Actinopteri; Kurtiformes; Apogonidae. Gene Ontology annotation, cellular component: Golgi apparatus; membrane; cytoplasmic vesicle.